AUGUCCAAACCCGUCACUGCGUCUGCCACACUCAAGUCUAGCUCGCCCGUCCCCCUCGACACCAUCCCAAUCUCACCUGCAAACGAGAACGCCGACCCGAACAUGACUUCGGAAGACGGAGCCACCACAAGCAGUGGCGCUGCGAAGUCGGGAGACGAGCAAGUCACCGUCUUUCAUGAUCCAGAGAACUUCAACGUCAAACAUCCCCUGAUGCAUGAGUGGACUCUUUGGUUCACUAAGCCACCGAGUGGGAAGGGCGACAACUGGAACGAUCUACUUAAGGAAGUUGUCACCUUCGAUUCUGUGGAAGAGUUCUGGGGCGUCUAUAAUAACAUUACUCCCACUUCCGAGCUCGCGCUGAAGUCAGACUACCAUCUUUUCAAAAAAGGCAUCCGCCCAGAGUGGGAGGACCCUCAAAAUAAGCAUGGAGGGAAAUGGAGCUACCAAUUCAAGGACAAACGUAGCGCCCCCAUCGACGAACUCUGGCUCCAUGUGAUGCUCGCAGCCAUCGGCGAAACCCUCGAGAACAGCGACGAUGACGGCGAGGUCAUGGGUGUGGUGGUCAACGUACGCAAGGGCUUCUACCGUGUUGGGCUAUGGACCAAGACGGUCGGAAAGAGCGUGCCAGGAGGUGGAGAGGGAGACGUUGCCGGGGGUAAAGGUCGGAGCCCGGAGAAGAGCAAGGAUGUCCUGCUUGGUCUGGGGAAGAAGUUCAAAGAGGUCUUGAAGUUGAAGGAUGCGGAGGUCGUGGAGUUUUCGGGGCACACGGAGAGUGCGCAUAGCGGUAGCACGAGGGCGAAGGCGAAGCACACGGUCUGA
Messenger RNA from Letharia columbiana, 819 nucleotides. RefSeq lists its product as uncharacterized. The transcript is spliced from 5 exons. Gene Ontology annotation, cellular component: cytoplasm; eukaryotic translation initiation factor 4F complex. Gene Ontology annotation, biological process: translational initiation. Bases 1 to 819 code for a protein of 272 amino acids. Gene Ontology annotation, molecular function: RNA 7-methylguanosine cap binding; translation initiation factor activity. The record is from RefSeq and is a predicted model, not a curated record. Lineage: Eukaryota; Fungi; Ascomycota; Lecanoromycetes; Lecanorales; Parmeliaceae.